AUGGGCGAACUCGAGUUCUCGCGGGAGGACGUGCCCUUCCUGCCCUUCCUCGCCGGGCUCGCAGCUUGGUCCCUGUACCGCCUUGCAGUCGAUCGCAUAGUGAGAUGGUGGAGCCCUGGGUUUUACCACAAACUCCGGGGUAACUAUGAGAAGUAUCUGUUUUUCUUCGGGAUGCUUCUCGGUCUCAUCGUCAAGCCCAUCCCCUUGAUUGGGUGCGGAUUAGCAGUAUGGAAGACACCCCCGGAGGACGACAUCGCCGGCUUCCGCCGCCCGAUGAAUCCCUCUCAGCAGUUCUGCUGGGGCUCACGGACUGUUAUCUACAUCUCGGAGCUGCCCCACUACCUGCACGUCCCCGAGAUGGUCCUCCACCACCUUUUGACCCUCCUCGGCAUGAGCAUGGUUGCGAAGUUCAACAUAUCCCGGCGGGGCCUUGACCUCUCCCUCGCCGCUUUGUGGUCCGAAAUCGUCUACAGCCUUCGCAAUGUCCUCAAGUGGACAGGGCACUUGGAAGAUCGUCCCAACCUGGACUGGCGCCUCACCUUCUACGGCACGCUGUUCCUCUUCGUCACUCGCGCGCCUACUACCAUUGCCGCCCUGGCCAUGAUCCCUGCCAACGGCCUCCAGGCUGGACCAGCACUUGUUAUCGCCAUGGCUUAUGUGUUCCACCUGGUGUACAUCAUACGGAUCACUUACAUUCGCCUGAAGAAAUCGCGCGUCUUGCAAGUCGAGGAUUCCGGUGUAUUUCGAGUCCAAGUCGGAGACCGCCUCAACAUCAAUUCCACCACCCUGCUCGCUGGCCUGGCAUUCAUGAGCACCCAAGUUUCUAUCGUUCUCCUCUACUCCUGGACGAAUACGGGGCCGCAACCCGUCCGAGUACCGGAACUUGUCAACCUCAUGUGGAACUCUGUCUUGGCAGGGCUUGUUGGUCUUACUGGCUCCAGGCUCACUGCACGGGCUUUGCAGGCCUUUGCACGGGCUUUGCAGGCCUUUGCACAAUGGCAUUGGGUGUCUUUACUCUAUAUGCAAUGCGACCUCGCCAUCGCCGCCUUGGUGCUGUAUUUGUCACCAGACGUCGAUAGCUCCAUUGACAGAAAGAACCUGCUCUUUUGCAUGCUCCUCAGCUCCUCACUCACCAAGGCUAUCUGCCAAUAUGCCUCCCACCUAGCCUGCCUCCAGACCGAGCCGCAGGGGUCAGCCCGACAGCUCGGCUCAUCACGACGGACCCUGAAUUGCAGCAUCAUCAACCUCUGCCAAUACCUCAUAUCCGUCUUGCUCUUCGCUGCUGGACAUUCGUCGGUAGCUAGCGCUGCGUUGAACACCUUCCUGGUACAAAUGGUAGUCGAAGCAGCCGCCAACUCUGCGAUGACAAAGACCACCACAGGCAUUUGCCUCGGUUCUCUCGCUGCACUCAUGACUGCCUGGCGAUUCAGCCUGGUUGAGAUCUCCAGCCCAGCAUACGGAUAUGAGCUAUACGACAACCAGACUAUAGGUUCGAUUCGGUUCACUCACGGGCCAUCUUCUCUUCCAUACUGGGUCAAGCUUCUCCUGCAGGACACGCUCGUCGUUGCGGGCCUCUACUUGCUGUGCAACACCACCAUGGACUACUUGUGCAGCCUCCCAUGGAACAAGCCAAGGAUACCCAGCCUCCCGAAGCUGAGGACAAUCGGCCUGCUUACUGUUUCGGCCUGGAUCGGCUAUAUCGUCUACCUAGUCUCAACCGGGCAGACCCCAGAGAUCCACAACAAGAACUUCACCGCCGCCGAGAUCCUGGCUAGGGAGCCACCUAUUUUUGUGGCCGGUCAGAAUAUGUUUGCAAAGGCUGCUCUCGUCUCUUUCUUCAUGGCCGCUGGUGUCAUUGGCGCGCCAGAGGCCAAUUCAGAGGGUGCCACUUGUCCCGAGGUCUGGAACUACAUCGCGAAGGAGCUGAAGUACGACUUCAUCGACGAGUAUGGCUUCUGUACCGACUACGCUCGCCAGUCCAUCCGCCUGCCGUUCCAUGACUGCUUCCCGAGAGGAGGCUGUGAUGGUUCCAUCGUUCUCACCGACGAGUGCUUCAAUCGUCGAGACAACGAGAGACUCAUCCCUAUCUGUGCCAAGCUCCGCGAUGUGGCCAACAGGUACAGGGUCGGGGUGGCUGACCUGAUCAACCUGGCUGGCGCCAUCGGCAACAAGGCCUGCAAAUGGGGGCCCUACACGCCCUUCUACGUCGGGCGGACGGACAACCCGGUGGCAGCCCUGGAUGGCCAGCUGCCGCCGCCUAUCCUGCCGGCCCCGACACUGAUCAGCGUCUUCGCCGCCAGGGGCUUCACGGACGACGAGCUCGUCGCCCUGGUCGGGGCGCACAGCGCGGGCAAGAACCACACCGGCGUGCCGUUCGACACCACUGUCGGGGAGCUCGACUCGUGGACCUACUACACAGAGACCCGCGACGGCGGUGCCCCUACCACGCUGCCCAGCGACUUCUUCCUGUCGCAGUACGGCCAGACCCGCGACUCCUGGAACGUCUACGCUGUGAGCCAGGAGGCUUGGAUCAAGGACUUCGUCGAUGGAUGGAAGAAACUCAUUACCCUAGACAACGAUUUCUCGAAGUUGGCCGACUGCACUGAGGUCGUCUUCAAGGCGUUCCCAUGGGACGAUGAUUAUGACCCAUGCGUGGCUGACAAGACCUGCUAA
Messenger RNA from Diaporthe citri, 2673 nucleotides. RefSeq lists its product as uncharacterized. The coding region runs from base 1 to 2673 and encodes 890 amino acids. Gene Ontology annotation, biological process: cellular response to oxidative stress; hydrogen peroxide catabolic process; response to reactive oxygen species. The record is from RefSeq and is a predicted model, not a curated record. The transcript is spliced from 5 exons. Gene Ontology annotation, molecular function: heme binding; peroxidase activity. Lineage: Eukaryota; Fungi; Ascomycota; Sordariomycetes; Diaporthales; Diaporthaceae.